This is a messenger RNA of Oldenlandia corymbosa var. corymbosa, 657 nucleotides long. Lineage: Eukaryota; Viridiplantae; Streptophyta; Magnoliopsida; Gentianales; Rubiaceae. The record is from the annotation of a GenBank genome assembly.
AUGCCGGGCCUCGGUAAGACCACUGUUGCCAAAAAAUUGUACUUUGACAUUUUAACUGAUGUCACUGGUGUUGAUGCUCGCCAAUCUUACUCCGGUAGUACUGAGAGUGGCUUGGCUAACAGAGUCCGAAAAAGUUUGAAGCAACAAAAAUAUCUCAUUGUUUUGGAUGACAUUUGGAGCAUUGAAGCUUGGGAUAGAAUUAAAGAUGCAUUCCCAGAUGAUAACAAGGGAAGCCGAAUCAUAUUUACUAGCCGAAUCCAUAACUUGGUGUCACAAGCAAAGGUAAAUCGCAUUUCCCUGUCUCUUCGGCCACUUUCUGAUGAGCAAAGUUGGGAUCUAUUGAAAGGGAAGCUAUCUCAAAAUAUUGAUUUCUUUCUUGAUGAUGAACUAUCAAAAACAGAGGAUCAUGAAUAUGGCCAACUAGAGCACUUGGAGAUUUUGUCAAGACCAAAUCUUGAUUCAGGAACUGAAAUGAAUGAGCUCCUAAGAAGGUUACCAAGGCUCCGAAAGCUCAAGUUUAGACUUCUUGAGAAUGAUUCAUCAAAAUGGAUAAGACAUCAACGGUUUCAAUAUGUUCGAUUUUCAAUCAACCUUCAGCUAAUGUUUAAGUUCCUUGAGGAGUUGAACAACACUAUUGACAUACCUGCUAAAAAAUAG